GCCUUGAAUCGAGAUGACAUGACGUCAUCGUGAAUAUAGCGGUGUAGCAGAGAGUGUGCGCCCAUACUGUAAUUCACACAGCGCUCGUGCCGACCCUCCAUCCUCAAUUACUGCAGUCAUGUCUGACUUCACAGAGGACCAGAUCUGUGAGUUUAAGGAAGCCUUCCUCCUGUUUGACCGAACAGGAGAUGGGAAGAUCAUGUACAAUCAGUGUGGGGAUGUGAUGCGUGCUCUGGGGCAGAACCCUGUCAAUGCGGAGGUCCUUAAAGUUUUGGGAAACCCCAGUAAUGAAGAUAUGAACAUGAAAAUGUUGGACUUCGAGCAGUUCCUUCCCAUGCUGCAGGCCAUCGCUAAGAACAAGGAUCAGGGUUCCUUUGAGGACUUUGUGGAGGGGCUGCGUGUGUUUGACAAAGAGGGAAAUGGAACGGUGAUGGGCGCUGAGCUACGACAUGUCCUAACCACACUGGGUGAGAAGAUGACAGAGGAAGAGGUGGAGACGCUGCUGGCAGGACAUGAGGACGCUAAUGGCUGCAUCAGUUAUGAAGCAUUUGUACGCCACAUUAUGGCUGGUUGAGGAGAGGAACUCGUAAGGAUGGUCAUGAGCGGUUGAAGAAAUCAAACACAUUUAUUUUAUUUUUGUCCGUCAGACCCCCCCCCCCCCCCCCCCAUGUAUGUGAUUCUUCAUUUCAAUUCUAGCUUUUUUUUUUUUCCUUAAGUGCCUUUUAUCAUAUUUCUGGAGAAUUAUGGCUCAUUUCAUUCCAAAAGCUUCCACUGGUGUUCAUAGGUUUGCUUGAAUACCUCCCAUUCAGCCAUUCAUUCCAGCAGUUCAUGUAUUCAGCCCCUGUUUGUCUUAAACUGUGAGGGACAUUUUGAUUGGCUCUUAAUUGUAGUUUUUUUUUUUUUUUAUUAACCCAUUGUCUAAAUGUUUGUAAGUCAUUUGACAUCCCUCUUUAUUGUCUGCUGUGUGUCAUAAUAAAUAUUCCGAGGGAUCUUUGAUUUAGUUGAUUUGUGUGUGUCAGAGCUGGGAGUGUGGGUGUACUGUAUGUGUGUAUGUGUGUAUGUGGGAGUGUGGGUUGCCUUGUAGGGCAUUGUUGUACCAACCACUUCCAUUUUAGUAUAGUUCUCUCCCAAUACACACAAUACAAGACAAUGCCAAAUUAGGAGUAUGAGAAGGUAUUUGAAUGUGCUGGCUGGGGAAACUCUCAUUGCCUACAUAUUUUAGUGGGCCUGUGUUUAGAAGACGAGUGGAAUCACUAAACAAAACUUAAAGGACUAUUUAGACAUUGAUGGUAUCUAAAAGAACACCUUGUGUUCUUCAACCACAGCACGUUGCAAGUGUGAGGGAGCAUGCGAACAGAAAGAAAUGCUUCUGAACGGCUGUUGUGUGGUCCAUAGUGUUGCAUAAUACCCUUUUUAAACUUGGUCAAUGAACGUCGAUUGUGAUUGGCUGUCAAUGUUUACUUUGUUUUAUCAUCCAUUAUUGAUCUGAUGGUGAUUGUAAUGUCAUCUGUCGUUAUUGUUGAGGCCUGUUCAUACCACACUGUUUAACAAUGAUAAGGAAGCCUGUUUCAGCCACAGAAUUAGAGAGAUAUAAACAGAACUGUUAGGAAAAAAUAUUUUUGAGAUAUGAACUCCGAAUUCCAAUUCAUUUUCUCGCAAUGUUGAGUUUAUAUCUCAUAAUUCUGAUUUAUUAUUCCACAGAAUAUUCGAAAAGCUGUUAUCUGUUAUAGCUAUUCAGAUAUUUUAUUCUAUCCUUUAAAGAUAUAUCUAUUAUCUGUAGAUUAUAUCUAGUCUAUAGUUUACGUCUUGCAAUUAUGUUUUUGUUUCCCACCACAGAUUAAAAAAUAAAAAAGGAAGCAAAUCUU
This is a messenger RNA of Carassius auratus (goldfish), 1865 nucleotides long. Its product is annotated as myosin light polypeptide 6-like. Bases 119 to 574 code for a protein of 151 amino acids. The transcript has 7 exons. The record is from RefSeq and is a predicted model, not a curated record. Gene Ontology annotation, molecular function: structural constituent of muscle; calcium ion binding. NCBI's taxonomy places the organism in Eukaryota, Metazoa, Chordata, Actinopteri, Cypriniformes, Cyprinidae. Gene Ontology annotation, cellular component: myosin II complex.